Molecule: messenger RNA, 4629 nt
Organism: Aureobasidium namibiae CBS 147.97
Lineage: Eukaryota; Fungi; Ascomycota; Dothideomycetes; Dothideales; Saccotheciaceae
Exons: 2
Coding region: 1-4629 (1542 amino acids)
Biological process (GO): transmembrane transport
Cellular component (GO): membrane
Molecular function (GO): ATP hydrolysis activity; ABC-type transporter activity; ATP binding
Source: RefSeq, a predicted model, not a curated record
AUGUCGCUCGUUGGUAACUUCGCCUUCAACAACUUCGACGGGCAAGCCCAGAGAGGUGGUGUCAGUGCCCUUGGGGGUACUGCCUUUCAGCAUGAUGAGCACCACGAACAAGCCGACAACUCGACCCGAGAUACACACUUGAACCCUGAUCGCCACGCCGAGCAUUCACGCAUUCCUGCUUCCCGCCAGACCUCGACCACUUUUACUACCGAACAACAAGACUACUCACACUCCGGAAUCCACGAUGGCACAUACUACCCUGACGGUAUCCCACCAUCAAACGAGAAGAUGGAGCUCGAGCCUGCAGAGUCACCAUCAUCAUCCCAGAGCGAAGCUGCAUACGAAAGAGACGAGAAGGUUCACGAGAUCGCAAGAACAUUGAGCCGCACAAUGUCACAAGCACCCGACGACCCUUUCACAUACGAGGGAGAUUCACCACUCAACCCCUCUUCCAGCCAUUUCAAUGCUCGCGAAUGGGUCAAGUCCAUGUACAAGCUGAACCAAAGGGAGGGCGUGCAACAACGUACCGCUGGUGUUGCUUGGAAGAAUCUCAACGUCCACGGUUUCGGUGCCGAUUCAGAUUACCAAAAGACUGUCUCCAACAUUGCCCUCGAGGUCGUUGGCGGAGUCAAGAAGUUGAUGGGUCUCGAGAAGCAGAGAAGAAUUGAUAUUCUUCGCGACUUCGAGGGUGUUGUCAACCCUGGUGAGAUGCUGGUCGUGCUCGGCCCGCCCGGUUCUGGAUGUUCGACGUUCCUCAAGACAAUCGCUGGAGAGACCCACGGUUUCAAUGUCGACAAGGACUCUUACCUCAACUACCAGGGUGUCGAAGCCAAGGACAUGAACACCAAAUACCGUGGUGAAGCCAUCUACACCGCUGAGGUGGACGUCCACUUCCCGAACAUGACAGUAGGCGACACUUUGUACUUCGCAGCCCGCGCUCGUGCUCCUCGCACCAUCCCCGGUGGCCUUUCAAAGGUCAGAUGGGCCGAAGUCAACAGAGAUAUGAUCAUGGCCACUUUCGGUAUUUCUCACACCAUCAACACUCAGGUUGGAAACGACUUUAUUCGUGGUGUUUCCGGUGGUGAGAGAAAGCGUGUCUCGAUCGCUGAAGCCGCAUUGAGCGGUGCUCCUCUGCAGGCGUGGGACAAUUCGACUCGUGGUCUCGACAGUGCCAACGCUGUCGAAUUCUGUAAGACGCUGCGUCUCUCCUCCGAGUUCUUUGGUACCACUCCCAUGGUCGCCAUCUACCAAGCACCCGGUGCUGCUUACGACCUCUUCGACAAGGUCGUCGUACUGUACGAGGGACGUCAAAUCUUCUUCGGUGGCACCACCGAAGCAAAGAUUUACUUCGAAAGCCUUGGGUUCGAGUGUCCAGACCGCCAGACCGAUGCCGAUUUCCUUACCUCCAUGACUUCAGCUCAAGAGCGCGUUGUCCGUAAGGGCUGGGAGAGCAGAGUGCCUAGAACUCCCGAUGAGUUUGCUGCUUGCUGGAAGGCUAGCCCUCAGCGCGAACGCCUCCUACAGCAGAUCGAUGAAUUCGGCACAAAAUACCCCUUCGGCGGUCAAUCAACCGAAGUAUUUGCUGCAUCGCGCAAGGCUCAAAAGGCCAAGGGCCAGCGCACCGCCUCUCCUUAUACCUUGUCUUACGCCCAGCAAGUCAAGCUGUGUCUUUGGCGUGGAUUCCAGCGUCUCAUUGGAGAUCCCAGCUUAACAUUCACACAAUUGUUCGGCAAUUUCAUCAUGUCCUUGGUCAUUGGCUCUCUCUUCUUCAACCUCGACAACGGCACCGACUCUUUCUACAGCAGAGGUGCUCUUCUCUUUUUUGCCAUCUUGAUGAACGCUUUCGGUUCCGCUCUCGAAAUUCUGACCCUCUACGCUCAGAGACCCAUUGUCGAAAAGCACUCUCGCUAUGCUCUCUACCACCCCUCUGCUGAGGCUUUCGCUUCUAUGCUUACGGACAUGCCUUACAAGAUUCUGAACGCAAUCGUCUUCAACCUGACACUCUACUUCAUGACCAACCUUCGCCGCGAACCUGGAGCAUUUUUCUUCUUCCUGCUCAUCUCCUUCUUCCUGACUUUGACCAUGAGUAUGUUGUUCAGAACAAUCGCAUCGGUCUCGCGUACCUUGUCUCAAGCCAUGGCUCCUGCAGCUAUCUUGAUCUUGGCCAUUGUCAUCUUCACCGGUUUCACCAUUCCCACACGCUACAUGCUUGGAUGGAGUCGAUGGAUCAACUACCUUGAUCCUGUCGCAUAUGGAUUUGAGGCUCUCAUGAUCAACGAGUUCCACGGAAGAGAUUACCCUUGUUCAGCACCUGUCCCUCUUUACGGUACCUACGAUCAAUCGACCCAGGUCUGUAGCACAGUUGGCGCGAUUGCGGGCCAAAACUUCGUCAAUGGCGACGCUUACAUCAACUCGUCGUUUGGAUACUACCACAGCCACAAGUGGCGCAACUUCGGAAUCGUAAUCGCUUUCAUGAUUGGCCUCAUGUGCUUCUACCUGGGAGCUACUGAGUUGAUCUCGGCCAAGAAGUCCAAGGGUGAAGUCCUUGUGUUCCGCAGAGGUCACGCACCUGCUGUCCUCACCAAGAACUCCGCCGACGAUAUUGAGGCCGCUGGUGCUGGUCAAGCUGUUGCUGAGAAGCAUCAGGGCGACACUGCGGCCACCGACAUCAUCCAAAAGCAGACUGCCAUCUUCCACUGGGAGGAUGUUUGCUACGACAUCAAGAUCAAGAAGGAAGAUCGCAGAAUCCUUGACCAUGUCGAUGGUUGGGUCAAGCCUGGUACUUUGACUGCCCUGAUGGGUGUUUCAGGUGCAGGCAAGACUACCCUUCUCGAUGUACUGGCCACUCGUGUAACUAUGGGAAUUAUUUCAGGCGAUAUGUUUGUUGAUGGACGCUCCCGUGAUGACUCCUUCCAGAGAAAAACCGGUUAUGUUCAACAGCAGGAUCUCCAUCUUCAAACUUCGACCGUUCGUGAGGCUCUGAACUUCAGUGCCCUCCUCCGUCAACCCGCACACGUCUCCCGUCAAGAGAAGCUCGACUAUGUCGACGAGGUUAUCAAGCUCCUCGACAUGGAAGCCUAUGCUGACGCUGUUGUCGGUGUUCCUGGUGAAGGUCUCAACGUCGAACAACGUAAGCGUUUGACCAUCGGUGUCGAACUCGCUGCUAAGCCUGAACUACUUCUUUUCCUUGAUGAACCUACCUCUGGUCUUGACUCGCAAACCUCAUGGGCUAUCUGUGAUUUGAUGGAGAAACUUACCAAGUCUGGACAGGCCAUUCUCUGUACCAUUCACCAGCCUUCUGCCAUGUUAUUCCAGCGCUUCGAUCGUCUUCUCUUCCUCGCCAAAGGUGGCAAAACUAUCUAUUUCGGUGAGGUGGGCAAGGGCUCGCACAUUCUGACUUCCUACUUCGAACGCAAUGGUGCCUUCAAGUGCCCUCCGGAUGCCAACCCUGCCGAGUGGAUGCUCGAGGUUAUCGGCGCAGCUCCUGGUUCUCACACUGAUAUCGACUGGCACCAGACCUGGCGCGACAGCGAGGAGUACCGUGAGACCAAGGCUGAGCUCGCCAGACUCCACCACGAACGUCCUCAGCAAACUCAGCCCUCGACCGACCCUAACGAUCAGACCAGCUUCCGUGAGUUCGCUGCACCUUUCGGUGUUCAGUUCAUGGAGGUUACCAAGCGUGUGUUCAUCCAGUACUGGAGAACCCCCAGUUACAUCUUCUCCAAGCUCGCUCUGUGUACCUUCUCCGCUCUCUUUAUUGGAUUCGUGUUCUUCAAGGCCCCGAACUCUCAGCAAGGUCUUCAGAAUCAGAUGUUCUCCAUCUUCAUGCUGUUCACCAUCUUUGGUCAACUCGUCCAGCAGAUCAUGCCCCACUUCGUCACCCAGCGUUCUUUGUACGAGGUUCGCGAGCGCCCUUCCAAGACCUACUCCUGGAAGGCUUUCAUGCUGAGCAACAUUAUCGUCGAGCUGCCCUGGAAUUCUCUCGGUGCCGUGAUCAUCUUCUUCUGCUUCUACUAUCCAAUCGGCCUGUACCGCAACGCUGUUCCUGACAACCAAGUCACGGAGCGUGGUGGUCUCUUCUUCCUGUUCGUCUGGCAAUUCCUUCUCUUCACCUCGACUUUCACCAACAUGGUCAUUGCUGGUAUCGAUCUCGCUGAGACCGGUGGUAACAUUGCCAACUUGAUGUUCUCCUUGACCUUGAUCUUCUGUGGUGUCCUUGUCGGACCUACCGUAAUGCCUGGCUUCUGGAUCUUCAUGUACCGCCUGUCGCCCUUCUCUUACCUCGUCGACGGUAUGCUGUCUGUCGCGGUCGCCAACACCAACGUGGUCUGCGCCUCCAACGAGUACCUCAACUUCAGAUCACCCGCAGGUCAGACUUGUGGUGAGUUCAUGGAUCCCUGGAUUGCUUCAUAUGGUGGUUACCUCCAGAACAACCAGACCUCGGACUGCCAGUUCUGCCAAAUCGCAGACACAAACUCUUUCCUUGCCGCAGUCAGCUCUUCAUACAGCCACCGCUGGAGGAACUUUGGAAUAAUGUGGGCUUUCAUCAUCUUCAACGCAUUUGCUGCUGUCGGUAUUUACUGGCUCGCUCGUGUGCCCAAGAAGGCCAAGAAGGCAAAGAGCGAGUAA